AUGGUAGUCAGACUAAGAGAGAGAGAGGGGGAGGCAGAAGAACACCCUCCCCCCAGCCUCACCCCAUCCUGUCUGUGCCCCCCCCCCCCCCCCCAGGCCCAGAGUCGGGAGGCCUCCCACCAGCGGCGCCGGGAGGAGCUGCACUUCCUGGACCAGUAUGGCCAGCCGGUCACCCUGCAGCUGGAGGGGAAGCGGGGCCACAGGAAGCGCCGCCCCCGCGCCGCCGGCGAGUGCCCCGCCCCCACCGAGAGGCACUGGGGGGCCCUGAGGGCCAUGGGCCUGGUGGAGGGGGAGGAGGGGCGGCCGGACGGCUACGGAGCAGGGCCUUACUACGGCCCCCUGGCCCUGUCACCUGACCUGUACCCGGCCAAUGGGCACAUGGUGAUGUCGGCGGACGUCUACCCGCCCGACGGCUACCUGCCGGCGGCCCCAGACGACCAGCGGCCGGGCGGCUCCUACCUGCCCAGCGUCUCCUACAGCCUGGACCACCUGGACCACCUGGAGUACCAGGGAGCCGAGAUGCCGCCCUAUCAGCCCAACUCAGAAGGCUGCCUGAUUGGCUGCUACAGCGCGGAGGAGGUGGAGCCAAAGAAUUUCCCCAGACAGUCUGACUACCAUCGGAGCUGGAGGCCGGACCGUCCUCUGGGCUACCUCCCACUCAGCGAGCUGGACAGCGGUCUGGGCUGUGGCCCGGACAGCCCCCACCACCGGGUGGCGCUCUCGGAGGCGGAGACGGACGCCAUGUCCUCCCUCCCGGGCCACACCCCCUCCUCCCAGGGCUCCUCCUCCUCCUCCGAGUCCCUCAUCUCCUCGGAGCCCAGCGACUCGGGCUUCCACAGCGUCAGCACCGGCGAGCACCGCCGGCUGCACGCAGGCCACGCCCACCGCCAGCCGCCACGCCCGGGCCACUCCCCCCGGGAGCAGAGAGGACGCUGGGACCUGGAGUCCAUCCCUGAGACCAGCCAGAUGGGCCACAGCCGGGCGCCGCCGGCCUCCCGCUGCUCAGUGGGCAACAGCACCACCACCACCGUCCACUUCCACCGGGCCGAGCGGAGCCCCACUUUACCCCGCCACCACUCGCCGCCAUCCCCCUCCAUCGGCUGUCAAACUGAACCCUGCCAGCGGAGGGCGCUGUGGUUGGACCAGCAGCGGCAGCAGCAUCGGGGAUGUGGGACCAUGGAGGCUCCAGGGAGGAGCCAGACCAUAACAGACCUGAGCGAGGGGCAGCGCCGCCGCAGGGCGAGUCACCCCCACACCACGGACCCCAACGGCCCCAGAAACGCCCACCAGAACAGCCACCCCGGCCCCGGCCCCGGCCCCGGCCCCGGCCCCGGCCCUGGCCCCGGACCCGGCCCCGGCCGCCAUGCCGCGGCGCCGAGGAGCCGGGCCAGCUACCCCAGCCACUGUCACCCUCCAGGGGUGGACAGAAGGAGCCUGAGAAGCCACCAGAACUCCCCGCGGAACAGCCAGAGCUCAAAUCGGAGCAGGGAGGAGGAUGCCCUCUCUAAGAGUCCUGGAUCUGGCUCCAGCGGGGUGUCGGACUGGCGAGGCUUUCAGACACUCGGCAGUCUCACGGAGAAGCCGAAGGGCUCCUGCGCAUCUUUCUACAGCACUCUCGGAGCCCCGCAGCGCAGCGCUCGCUCUCCACCUUCUCCCCGCUCCAGGCUGUCCAAUCAGAAGUCAGUCAGGAAUCAGCUGCUCCGAGCCAGAGCUUACCGACUGGCCAGGGAGCGCAGCGAGGUCACCACGGACGAGGAGGUUCGAGGAGAGGGGUCCAGAGAGGGAGAGGAGGAGGGCGAGGACGGCCGGUGGGCGGGGCGAUACUGGAACCGGACGGAGAGGCGGCGCCACAUGGCGCUCUCCCGCCAGCACAGGGAGAGGAAGGGCGGAGGGGAGGAGCUGACGGGUGGGUGCAUGGGGGCGAUGUCGUCCCAGAUGGUGCUGGAGCUGAGCCACAUGAAGCAGAACCGGCUGAGGAACAGCAAGCUGCUGGACGACUGGACCACAGUGGAGGAGCUGCUGACCCACGGCACGCGAGUGGAGAGCGACAGCCAGCUCUGUCCCAGCCCUCUGCUGUCGGUCACCACCGUCUGA
Messenger RNA from Menidia menidia (Atlantic silverside), 2094 nucleotides. The record is from the annotation of a GenBank genome assembly. Lineage: Eukaryota; Metazoa; Chordata; Actinopteri; Atheriniformes; Atherinopsidae.